This is a messenger RNA of Amaranthus tricolor (Joseph's coat), 1141 nucleotides long. RefSeq lists its product as uncharacterized. The transcript has a single exon. The record is from RefSeq and is a predicted model, not a curated record. Lineage: Eukaryota; Viridiplantae; Streptophyta; Magnoliopsida; Caryophyllales; Amaranthaceae. The coding region runs from base 122 to 760 and encodes 212 amino acids.
AAAAGUUUCCCAUAAGCAUUACCAACCCUAAUUCCUCUUUCCCUGCUUUCUGCAGGGGAGGUGAGAAAAAAAUUUAAAAAAAAAAAUAAAAUUUAUAUCAAAUAUUCAUACCAUUUGCAUUAUGAAUGAAGAAAUUAAAACCAAUGCAACCAUUGUUGGGUAUAUAGAAAAAAACAAUGAAAAUAAUCACAAGAAACCUCCAAUCUCUAAAGGGAAGAAAAAAAUAUUUAAAGAUCACAUAAAUAUUUUUAAAGUUGCGUUAUAUAUGUUAAAAAAUAAAAAGGGUAACAAGAAAAAACAGUUAUCAUCCUCUAUUUCAGGAGUCACCAAUGCGACAUUGACUAAUUUUGUGGGGAAGAUUCGUCCCCUCCAUUAUCAAAGUAGCAUUGGUGGCAUGUCUCCUCCACCACCGCUUGAUCAAGCCGGAUGGGAGGCGACAAAGGUUAUACAGGGGACGCCAGCAAAUGAAGCAUUUGAAGCGUCCCCUUAUCAUCCCAAAUAUGCAUCCUCUUUAAGCUCGUCCUCCUCCUCUAGGAGAGGGAUGAGUAGUUACGCCUCUGCUCAAAGCUUGUAUGAUCUUGAUGAUCAUAAUUAUAACGAUGAUGAUCAAAUGGAGAAGAUCUAUGAUGAUGAUGAAGAUGAAGAUGAAGAUGAAGAUGCUUAUCAUGAUGGGCUUGAAGGGGAUGAAAUGAUUGAUUUCAAGGCUGAUGUAUUCAUUGCUAAGUUUUAUAAACAAAUGAGACUCCAAGAUAAAAGUUAAGUUGUGUUAAAAAAAUUCAUAUAUUACAUAUUAUUCGUAUUGUUCUCUUAAACAACUAAAAACGGAAGAUAAUAUAUCUUCAUCUGAUUGAUUCAUGAUCAAAUUCAAAUAUGGUGAUCUUUUGAUUUGUAAUCAUUUAAAGGAAAUUGAAGCAUAGUUUUUUUGUUAUUAGAGAUGAAAAGGAAGGAGAGAGAAUAAGACUUACUAGUUAUGUGUCCUUGCUAUUCAAAAAAAUGUCAUGAUCAUAUGCAUACCUUCAUUUAUUAGUAAGUCAAUUUUUAUUUUAACAUUUUUUUUCUCAUUUAAAAUACACCCUCUAUUUAUAUUUAAUUAAUUAAGUAUUACAUACUUGUAAUUAGUAUGUCAUAUUAUUUACUUUCU